AUGGUCAACAAGGGGCAGAGCUGGGAUGCCAUUCCAACCGUGACCACAAGGGCUCACUGCAACGGGAGGGUGUUGUCAGCCCCUCCCUUGAAGGCUCCUCACUGUCCCAUCCUCUCAAACCUGUGUCAACAAGGGCACCUCAGGAAGCCAGAACCCAGCCUUCCACACAACCUGUCCUCCAGCCUGCUCACUGAGCUGACCUUGAGCCCCGUGAGCCCGUCACCUCCCAGGUAUCAGCCCGAGAUCUCCACUGCCCCAAGUCCUGCAGGUUUUUUCCCAAAGGCCCAGAGUUCUCAUCAUGUGCCACCCCCAAGCACCCCAGCCUGUCACCUACUUCCUCUUGGCCAGCGGGUCAUCCAGGUGGACCAGAAGGUGGUGGAGACCCAAAAGCCAGGGGCCCAGCGCCCCGCAGCAGAUGUACUCAGAGCUGAGGGCACUUCCAGCGGUAGAUCUUCACAGCCACCAGCACUGCAGCCAGGUGCCCAGCUGCAGAGGUGGACAAGACACUCUCGGAGGCUGAAGAAGUUGCCCUGGGCCAUUUCAGACGUCUCUUUGACAGGCUGCAAACCCUGCCUUCCUCCAGCUAGAUCCUCACUCAGGCGUCCUUGGGAGCCAGGGCAGUGGGAGCCAGGACCUGUUGCCUACCUCGCUGGGGGUGGGACCAGGACCCCCAUCCACUCUCUGACUCACACCUGAAGAAGACCAGCCACAUCUGUAAUCCUCAGCUCAGGAGGCUGAGGCAGGAGGAUUGCAAGUUCAAGGCCAGCCUCAGUAUCUUAGCAAGA
This is a messenger RNA of Marmota flaviventris (yellow-bellied marmot), 785 nucleotides long. The record is from RefSeq and is a predicted model, not a curated record. Lineage: Eukaryota; Metazoa; Chordata; Mammalia; Rodentia; Sciuridae.